AUGAUGGCAGGUGAUUGAUUGCAGGGAAAAUAUGGGGUUUGUGUCUCUUGGUUAGAGUGUAAUAGUGCCUAUAGCAGCACAGCAUCCAGUUUACGCCUGGUGUUCUGUGUGUGCCUCUCUCUCUUUCUCGCUCUCUUUUUCUCCCUCUCUCUUUUUUUCCGUCUUUCUCUCUCUCUCUCUCUCUCUCAUCCCACAGAGACUGGAGGACUACCAGAGGAGGCUAGACCUCUCGUCUCUGAAGCAGACAGAGAACCCCGUGAUUUCAGAGCUCAAGGUGAGGCGAUCUAUAAAGCGUUUUCUACUCCUGCCCGCAAUACUGCUCUUUUAGUCUGCAGUCUACCCACAACAUUUUAGUUAGUUUUUGUUUCUGCAGGGGAGCCACUGCAGUUAUGAAAGGGGAAAUUAUUUGUUUAAAUGUCUGCUGGUAGUGCUCGAAAUUGGACUAGAUCAUGCAGCUCCAUUCUUUGGGGUGGAAGGGUACCUGUUUCCAAAGUGAAAGCUAAUAGGGAUCUGACUAAACAAAUAAACCCUGCUAAUCUGACCUUUUUGACCUUUCCUCCCUCCACGCUCAGAACCUGGACCUGACCAAGAAGAAGAUGGUCCACGAGGGACCACUGUCAUGGAAGGUCAACAAGGACAAGACUAUUGGUAUGCUUUCGACUUUAUCUGGCGUUUAUGUGGAUAAGUAGGGUCAAGGAGGUUUUUCCUGACCAAUGCGAUACAACCAGGGAAAACUCUUGGCCCUAGUUGUAGACUACAACUGCAAACAGGGCCCGGACUAAUUCCAUCUCAGGUCAUGUGGUCAGGAAAAACUCCUGGCCCCUAAGACAAACAACCUGAUGUAAUGGGAGAAAUUAUAAAAGAAACACGGUUGUUGCCUAAUGAGAUAUAAUACUAAUAUAAUUGUGAUGUCUAUGUCCAUUGUAGUGUUCUAUGUAAUUCUGUGGUUAAAUCCCCUCUUCUUCUGGUCUCAGAGCUGUACACCCUGCUCCUGGAGGACAUCCUGGUACUGCUGCAGAAGCAGGACGAGCGCCUCAUCCUCAAGUGCCACAGCAAAAACCUGUCGGGCACCGCCGACACCAAGCACAUCUUCAGCCCCAUCAUCAAGCUCAACGCGGUGCUGGUGCGCUCUGUGGCCACAGGUGAGUUACCAUAGAGAUACAGUCAUACCAUUAGUUUCCCUGACCAAGAUGGCCACCCUGUAGUCAUGCUACCUGGAAUGCCAAUGUCCAUUCUAGUGUUCUAAUUGAAAUCUGUUUGAGUUAGAUCCAAACUUGUUAACACAAUGACUCCCAGCUCAAAUUACACCCUAUCCCCCUAAAUAGUGCACUACUUUUGACCAGUGCCCUAUGUGGCAGCCCUAUGUGACUGUUGUCAAAAGUAGUGCACUAUAUGGGGAAUAGGGUGUGAUUUGAGACACAACCAGGAGUCUGAACCUGUUUUCCUGCUAUUCCCUCUCCCAACAGACAACAAGUCAUUCUUUGUUCUCUCAAUGUCGGACAACGGGGCCCAAAUCUACGAGCUGAUGGCCCAGACCGUAUCAGAGCAGAGAAUGUGAGUCCUCCUGACACUGUGGUUUAGUCAUGAUAGCCACAACUUUAAAAAACCCAUUCAGUUUAGCUUAAUUCACUGGAGUAGGUAGAAGUUGCCCCUAACCACUGAUACAGAGUCAGAUAUUUUUCUUACCUGUCUUAGUAGUGAAGGUUAGCAAUGGAGGUAGGGUUAUCUGAUCCUAGGUCUGUGGUAAGGAACACCUUUUACCCACAGUCUAUUCGCCUCUGUCUGUCUUGUGUGUCUGUCUGCCUGUAUCUGUGUUUGUCUUUCUGUCGGUCGGUCUGUCUGUGUGUUGUCAUCCUCCCUCCACCAGGUGGCAGCGGCAGAUCACCCAGAGAGCGGACGCCAUGAAAGUGAAGCCAAACAUCCCCUUACCUCAAACAGAGUACGUUCCUCCUCUCAGUAUAAAACGUAGUUGGUUUUAUUAAUCAGCAAAUGUAUUUUAUGAUGACCAUGACCUUGCUUCUCCUGAAACUGACUCUGUGUUCUCUCCCACCGUGUCAGUGGAGCGCGAGACGGUGUGGAGAUCAUCACUGCAGGCGUAGCCCGACUCAGUAAGGAACCGGACUGCAUCUCCUCUGGAAGCAGCCAGUCUAUAGGUAUCUAAGCUAGCACCCCAUCUCUCCAUGUUCCCCCGUCUAUAGUGAUCAGUGUAUUUGAGAACUUCUUCAGUAGCAGUUAGUGACAUUGGUUAAUGUGCAGUGGAGGCUGAUGUCACAGGCUUAUAUCAAUGGCUGGAAUGGAAUGUAUGAAACCGAGUUUUUGAUACUUUCCAUUUAGGUGUCCUUGUUCUCUCCCCAGAUAAAGACUGCAGCUCUGCCUCUGGAGGCGUGAUGCAGACCUCUCUCCCAGAUGCCAACCCCUUUGAAGGACUCAAGCCCGAAGAGGAGGAGCCCAGCCGGGAGGAGGGGCUUUACAGGGACCCGGACCUCGCAGAUAGGCUCCCCUUCCGCAUGGCCGUAGACGGGCUCAGCGAAUCGGACGGGCUGGGCUUCAGUCCUUCUAGAGCUGACGAUGCCUUAAAGACAUGUGAGUGAGAGGACAUCUGCCUCAAUCGCCAAGGUCUCAAGUCUGGAGUGUCAUACUUAGUGGGUCAAGACUUUUCUGACCAGGAAACACUCUAGUUAGAGUUAUAUGAACCUGGUCAGGUCGGUUGGUCAGGGAUAGCUCUCCACCCUAAACAUACAUUACAUAUAUAGAUUUUAUGUGGUGGGGAAUCUAUUCAUCUAAAAUCACACACACACACUCCUCCAUUGGUCUAACCGUAUCUGUCUUCUCUAGUGUCGGCGCUGAAGCAGGUCCUGGUGACCCAGCUCAUGUCGCAGGAGGACGGCGAGGGCGCCGGGCGCUCCUCCUCAGGGGGCGGGCGUCUUCUCAGAACCACAUCCCUGAGGACCCCCGUGGACAGCCGGGCCCGGGUGGAGGUGCAGAAUGGCUCAGGGAGGUGCACCCAGGCCAGCCACCCCGAGGACCAGGCUCAGGAUCUGGUGUCUGGGGACACAGGCUUCUUUGAGUCCCCGGAGGAUUAUGGUAAGCUUGCAGUUGUGUGUGUGUGUGUGUGUGUGUGUGUGUGUGGUGUGUGUGUGUGUGUGUGUGUGUGUGUGUGUGUGUGUGAGAGCGAUCAGUGUUUUUUUAUCCUGGUCUUGGGGACCCAUGGGGGUGCACAUUUAUUUCUAGCUCACACCUGAUUCACCCAACCAAUCUCCCAAUCCACGUGUUGAAUAAGGAGAGUGUUAGUGCUGGAGAAGAACACAAAUGUGCACCCCUGUCACCCUUGGGUUUCCCAGAAUUUAAGAACCCUGUGCUAGAUUGCUCUAGGUUUGCGGACCGCCAGUGCGUAGGUGUGCUGAACAGCAGAGACUCAGCUUGGUCGUAUUCAUUAUGGCACCUCGUAGCAAUACAUUUUGCGACGGAAAACAAAAACCAGCGUUUUAUUCUAUGGACAAGUUCAGUUAGUCCCUCGCUGUUUCAAUCCGUUUUCAUCCCUUUGGUGCCUAAUGAGUUGGACCGUGUUGUUGUGUCUCCCAGCAGGGUACCUGGUCCUGGAGGGCUACGGUGGCUCGGGGGAGAGCAGCACGGACGACGACCUCCAGGCCACGGGGAAGCAGCUGAGCGCCUCGCGGGGCUGCGGGGCCGGAGACUCUGGGAUCAGCCUGAGGUUCUCCUCCGCCUCACAGGCAGGUAGCAUCUCCAGCUUUAGCCGUCAGGUCCUGUCCCACAUCCGCAACCUGCAGACCAACCUCAACCACCUCAAGGUACGCACACGUGGGAUGGAUGGAUGGAUGGAUGGUUGGUUGGUUGGUUUGUGAAAGACUGACUCACUGGUUGGUUGGUUGGUUGACUGACUGGUUGAUUGAUUUGCUGACUGGUUGAUUUGCUGACUGACUGGUUGGUUGGUUGACUAAUUGGGUGGGUGGGUGACUGACUAGGUGACUGGUUGGUUGGUUGACUGAUUGACUGACGGGUUGGUUGACUGGUUGGUUGAUUGGUUGACUGACUGUUUGGUUGACUGGAUGGGUGGGUGGGUGGGUGACUGACUAGGUGACUGGUUGGUUGGUUGACUUGUUGGUUGGUUGGUUGAUUGGGUGGGUGACUGACUAGGUGACUGGUUGGUUGGUUGACUGACUGGGUUGGGUUGUUGGUUGACUGAUUGACUGGUUGAUUGGUUGACUGACUGGUUGGUUGGUUGACUGGAUGGGUGGGUGACUGACUAGGUGACUGGUUGGUUGGUUGACUGACUGACUGGUUGGUUGGUUAGUUGACUGGGUGGGUGACUGGUUGGGUGGGUGACUGACAUAGAAGACCGAUUUUCGGGAUGUCUCAUGGUCUGACAAACAUCGCUCUAGCUCUGCCACCUUUCACCGCAGAUGCAGAAGGGUGGAUUGAGGCGUAGCCCAUGCAAAAAAACAUAUCUCUAGUUUAAACAGACAGAUUUUUAUGGGGAUUUUUGUAUUAUGUUAAUUUGAUUUCCGCGGUGCCGUUAAGGGUUAAUUAGUAACGUUGAUUUGUAAAUGUGACGUUAAUGCUUUCUCUCAGGAGGUAGAGGCCAAGUAUCACAGUCUACUGCGCCAAAGGCCGGCCAGGUCAUCGACAGACGUGGACGAUAACAAAGGUAACAUGGCUCUAGUCUUACUGAUUACUUUUCCCUCUUUCAGUGUUUCAGUAUUUAUUAGGAAACCCAAGAGCAUGUGAGGCUUGACCGCUGAGUUAUUGUUUAUGGUCUGACUGCCCUGGCCCUUUCUGUUAUUACCUUGUUCCUAGAUAAGAGAUAGUCGCGGAAAUCCCACCCCUCCCAGGCCCCUGCAUCAGGCCGUAAGGGAGGACGUGAAGAUGGAAGAGUUGAUUUCUGCCGUUGACCUGGAUGUCCUCUAUUAGCUUGUCCAAUCAACUGCUGAGUACUUUCCUCCUCCUCCUCCCACCGUGGUUCUCCCCGAGAGACUGAGCAUGAGCGAGAGACAGUUGGAGGAAGGGGGGUUUCUCUGGAUCUCUCCCCCCGCCCCCUCCGUCAGCACAAGGCAAUCAGGGAAGAGGGACUGUCCCAAACCCAGCCCCACCUGCCCCCCCUCCACUGCUGCGUGUCCCCACUCCAAUGGCUGUGGGUCGCCCAGUGCCUCCCCUCCUUUCUCUCUACUCCUAGUCAUCCUUGCAAGAAACAGAACUAUACCAAAAUGUACAAAGCUGUGUGUUUAGGAUAUAUAUUAAACACAAAAACAGAAGCGAGAAGAAAAAGGAACAUUUUAAGAUAAUGUAUUACGUUUUUUUUUUUUUUUCCCAAGAUGUAUUUAUUUUAUCUUUUUUUGUGUUUUCCCAUGUUGCUUGCAUGCUUUUUUUUGGCCAUUUCGACCUCCUUUUAGGCUGCUCAACCCGCUCCACCCACAUCGGUGCACAUGGUAUCCUAUCGUUAAUGAACACAGGAAGAAUAUGCUUGGACUGAGAGGGCAUAGAGUGGGCAUAGAGUUGCACUUUGUGUGGAGCCCCUAUAGGCUGGUGUUUAAGCAGCAGGGCAAAGUCAGGGGCUCUGUCCUGGUCCUCAGUGCAGUUCUACACCUGUCUUAAACUCAUCCCUCCCUCUCCUGUUGGUAAUAAAGCCUGGUUUCCCCCUCUGUGCUGCCCAUGCUACUGCUGAUGUGCCAGUGAUCUGAUAAUGUCACAAAGUUCACACAUUUAUAAACGAUCAAGUUGGAAUGUUAUGCAUAACUUUAAUAAAAAAAUGCCAUGACACAUUUCUAAACCUAAACACGGUUUAUUCCUUUAGUCCUGUUCUCUGCUUUCAUUAGUUUUUUUUUCCCCCAAUGUGGCUUUGUGGUCAGAAAUGGGGAUAGACUUGAAAUGUUCUCACCUUCUCUUACUUCUGACCCUGUAGAUAAAUCACUAAAACUAUUUGAUAAACAAGGAGAUGUGAUGGGACAGAAAGAAACACCAAGUUGCUUGGACUGCAGGACAUACUGCCCUGUGGCUGUGGGAGUGUUUUCAGCACCAUUUUCAGUCAGUGAGGUAACUAUUGGAGGACAAAGGAGUUGGCCUACUCAUAAAAUGUAACCGUCAUAACAAAUGUACAGCCUUUUUCUCUGCAGUUUUGCUCAAUACUGACCAAUCAGGUAGGUAGUGAACAAAAUAGUGCAACCUAUGAGUUUGACUAUGCAGGAACAUGUUGCUAAGCUUUUGUUAGGUAACUGUAAAUUAAUUUUGACCCAUAUACAGUAGUUUUGUAUUUCUCAGAUUUCAACUGUUUUUUUUAGAAACUAUUACAUGGAAUGGAUUCAGCAAUACCAUGACUUAAUUAAUCAAGAACAAGGCUAUCAGGUUGUCCUUGUCCUCCAAUAUGAAGAUGCGGUCACUUAACAUACGCCAGUAGGGGCCAGGCUUUUACCAUCUACCAGAUAGUUAUGAGGAGGACACACCCCGAAACCUGCAAUGACAUCAGUUUUCUCUGUCUGAAACAACGUGUUCUUUUGCUGCUAAAUUUGUAUCUAGUCUGUCAUUGUCUGAUUCAGUUCACAAUAUCUAAUUAAAGAUUUUCUUCAGGCAUCUGUCUGAAAGCUCAGCUACUGUCUGAAAGGUUGAUAGUUAAAUAUACCUGAGAGAAAAUGCCAUUGUACCCUGUUACUGCAAAGCAAUUUAAUGUCUGAAGAAUAACUAAAUCUGCUUUGGAAUUUCACUUACGUAGUUAUCAAGGGUUUUGAGUUAAAUCUAGACUACUUGACAGUGUGUGCACAUUACUUGAUUUUGCCUCU
Molecule: messenger RNA, 6788 nt
Organism: Coregonus sp. 'balchen'
Lineage: Eukaryota; Metazoa; Chordata; Actinopteri; Salmoniformes; Salmonidae
Source: the annotation of a GenBank genome assembly